Messenger RNA from Cuscuta europaea, 797 nucleotides. The record is from the annotation of a GenBank genome assembly. NCBI's taxonomy places the organism in Eukaryota, Viridiplantae, Streptophyta, Magnoliopsida, Solanales, Convolvulaceae.
GUUGGCUGCAAUGUCUAUGGAGUUGCAAAGGCAACACGAUAGGAUGAGCGCCUUCGAGAUGCUUGAACACUUGAAAAGUCUGUUUGAUUUGGAAAGUCAGACUCUAGAGUAUGAACUUCUGGCAGACAUUUUCAAGUGUAGGCUUCAAGAGGGUGGCAACGUGUCUGAGCACGUCCUCAAAAUGAUUGGCUUAAUUGAAAGAGUUGCUACCACCAGAAUUAAGUUUGAGGAUCGUGUCUCAGCUGCUAUCAUCCUAUAUUCGCUUCCAAGUUCAUUUACUAACUUCAUUGUGAAUUAUAAUUUGAACAAAACGAAAGCGACCAUGCCUGAAAUUCAUAACAUGCUCAAGUCUUAUGAAGCAUCAAUCUCUAAAGGAAAGACUGUUCUUAUGGUAAGCUCUAAUGCUAAGUCUCGUUCUAAGAACAAGAAUAAGCAAAAGAAGAAAGGUAAGGUUGGACCUAUUCCUACAGCUCUGAAGCCUAAAGGUGGAGGUCAUAUGAAGCCAAAGGUUGCAAAGAAUGUUUGCCUUUACUGCAAAGAGAAGGGACAUUGGAAGAGAGAUGGUGAGCUGUAUAAGGCUAAUCUAGCCAAAGCACCGGGUGCUUCAAGCUCAGAAGCCUGAGAAGCAGUGUAGCAGUUGGACUGGGUAAAAUUAACCUACGCGUGAAGGCUGGAGCAAAAGUUGCUGCUGAACAUGAUAGGAUCUUAUAGUUUAGAUUUUCCCAGUGGUUUUAGAUUAGAAUUAAAUAAUUGUUAUUUUAUUCCUUCUAUUACCAAGAAGAUUAUUUCCAUUCAUA